AUGCUUUCUUCAGGAUCCGCUGCCAUUGGAGUUAGCGCCUUAGCGUCGACCGCUUAUGGAAACGAGCGCACUGAAGUUGCGGAAUACGCGAACGAAGGUGGCUUCUUUCAUGCGGAUUACAAAAAACAUGAUGAUUUGAAACAAAUGCUCGAUAGCAACAAGGACAGCUUGAAGCUGGAGGCUAUGAAACGAAUAAUCGGCAUGAUAGCUAAAGGCCGCGAUGCUUCAGACCUCUUCCCGGCUGUCGUAAAAAAUGUCGUUUCGAAAAACAUCGAGGUCAAAAAGCUGGUGUACGUUUAUCUUGUACGCUACGCAGAGGAGCAGCAGGAUCUUGCAUUGCUUUCGAUAUCCACCUUUCAACGCGCGCUGAAGGAUCCCAAUCAGCUCAUUCGCGCAAGUGCCUUGCGUGUGCUUUCUAGCAUUCGCGUAUCGAUGAUUGUGCCGAUCGUGAUGCUAGCUAUCCGUGAUUCCGCUUCCGACAUGAGUCCGUACGUUCGAAAGACGGCCGCUCAUGCAAUACCAAAAUUGUAUCAUCUCGACCCGGAGCAGAAGGACGAAUUGAUAGUGGUAAUCGAAAAGCUGUUGGCGGAUCGUACCACGUUGGUGGUAGGAUCGGCAGUGAUGGCGUUUGAAGAAGUCUGUCCCGAACGAACGGAGCUGAUUCACAAAAACUAUCGCAAGCUGUGCAACCUGCUCGCGGAUGUGGACGAAUGGGGACAAGUGCUAAUCAUAAACAUGCUGACUCGAUAUGCACGAACGCAGUUCUUAGAUCCGAAUGCUGAUGAUGAUUACGAAUAUCAAGAGGUGGGGACUAAACCGUUCUAUGAUGACGAGUCUGAUUCUGAUCCGUCCGAAGCGAAACAAAAGGAUAGCUCUAUCGCGUCGCCACGCAAAACCUACAUUCUCGAUGUGGACCAUCGAAUGUUGCUGAGACAAACCAAACCACUGUUGCAGAGCCGCAAUGCUUCCGUCGUCAUGGCCGUUGCCCAACUGUACCAUCACGUUGCGCCUCGCAACGAGGUGGAGAUUGUAGCAAAGGCUUUAAUUCGGUUGCUGCGAAGCUACAAGGAAGUGCAGAGUAUAGUACUAACAUGCAUCGCCUCGAUGAGCAUUGAGAGAAAGUCGAUUUUCGAGCCAUUCAUCAAAUCAUUUUUUGUGCGAACGAGUGAUCAGACUCACAUUAAGCUGUUGAAGCUCGAGAUAUUAACGAAUUUGGCCACCGGUACCAACAUUUCGGUGAUUCUGCGUGAAUUUCAAACUUAUAUCAGCAGCAAUGACAAGGAAUUCGUAGCUUCUACUAUCCAGGCUAUAGGGCGUUGUGCGGUGUCGAUUUCGGAAGUAACGGAAACGUGUCUGAGUGGUUUGGUGCAUCUGUUGUCCAACAAGGAUGAGUACGUUGUGGCGGAAAGUGUUGUCGUGAUCAAGAAAUUGCUGCAGACGAAGAAGGAAGAGCAUUUUGAAAUAAUCUCCCAGAUGGCAAAGCUGCUGGAUUUCAUUCAGGUGGCAGCCGCGCGGGCAUCCAUCCUGUGGCUUAUCGGCGAGUACAACGAAAAAGUGCCCAAAAUUGCGCCGGACGUGUUGCGGAAGGCUGUGAAAAGUUUUAUCGACGAAGAUGAUAUCGUGAAGCUGCAGGUGCUGAACCUUGCUGUAAAGCUACAUAUAACCAACCCGAAGCAAACGUCCCUCCUCUGUCAGCAUCUUCACAAUCUCGCCCGCUACGACCCGAACUAUGAUAUCCGAGAUCGGGCACGCUUCUUGAAACCAUUCUUACUCGCAUCCCCAGACGGAGCGGAUGCUGCCGGGUCCAUUUUGGUGGCAAAAGCAAGGAAGAUCUUUCUCUCUGAGAAACCAGCCCCAACGCUGGAGAGUUUGUACCACGGUCGAAAACAGUACCAGCUCGGAUCGCUGUCCCAUUACUUGAAUAUGCCAACGAACGGCUACCAAGAUUUGCCUGCCUGGCCAAUGGAGGCGCCCGAUAGCUCAGUAAGACACGUUGAACCACCUACCCCGAUGGGUGGUGGAGAGUACAUGGGACGUGCCGGACAUGACAGAGCGGGAACUGGCAACAACACUGCAGCUGAAGGUGAUCGAAGAAAAAAGAAAUCAAAAUCGUUCUAUUCCGGUUCGGAAGACGGCAGCAGAUCCAGCACGACAGAGGGUGCUUCAUCAGGUUCGGGUUCGUCGUCUUCGUCGGACUCCGUUUCCGAUUCGUCGUCCUCUUCAUCGGGAUCGUCUAAUUCCGGAAGCGGUUCAAGUAGCACUGGAAGUGGCAGCAGCAGCAAUGACAGUAGUGGAAGCGAAGAGAGUGAUUCCGCUUCGACUGGUGCUGGAAGAAAAAAAGCCAACAGCCGUUCGCGUAAUGAAAUGGCGAAGACAAAUCAUCGGAAAGAAGAACCACCGUCCAAGAAUGCUUACAACGAAGUGGACGGCACGAGUCAAUCAAAACAGGAAAGCUCGACAGAGGGCAGUGAAAGCGAGAGCAGCGGUAGCUAUGAGUCGUCUUCGUCGGCCGAUUCAUCCACUGCAAAGAAAAAAUCAUCCUCUCAGACAAAGAAGCAGGUAAAAGCGCGUGACGCAGAGAAGAAACCAACGGAGGCAGUACCGACCAAGAGCAACCUGGAUCUGUUACUUGAUCUCGACGACAUUCCACCGAUUGGUCCUGUUAUGACACCCUCCUUGGGUGGUUUUCUUACGCCAAUGGCAGCACCGUCCAUGAGCUCUGCCGACCAGGCUUCUGGGUUAGAAUUGGUAGGACCUAGCAUAAUACCGUCGAAGAAGCGUGAGUUGUUAAACAAGGUGAACGGAUUCGGACUGGGAAUCGAAUAUCGAUUUGUCCGAUCUCCGCAUUUGUACUCUUCACGAAUGGUAUCGGUUGAGUUGACGUUCACUAAUCACGGUAACGUGGAACUGCUAGACAUUGAGAUGGGCAAGAAGUCUAACCUUCCUUCCGGAAUGUCGGUGAAUGAUUUCGCUCCAAUUGGACGGCUGAAUCCGGGACAAGCCGUAACGGGCAUGCUUGGUGUUGACUUUAACGAUUCUACGCAGCCCGUUCCAUUCGAAAUACGCUCGGGUAGUGGUACGAGCACCGUAACCCUUAAAGCGCCGGUUGGCGAGAUGGUGCGAUCGGUGGCCAUUACGGAAAGCACUUUCGAUGGUGAACGUGGAAAGUUGCGCGGCAUGACGGAGCAUUCGUGCACAGUUCAGCUAUGCGACACGCUCUCACCCGAUGAUAAAAGUCUCCACAAGGCGGUAUUUGAAGCGUGCAAUGUGGCGAGUGUGGCAACCGAUGCAAAUAGUAACGGGCAACGAUUGCUAUUUGCCGGACAAACAAUAAGCUCGAAAAGUAUGGUAUUGGUUCUGAUGGAGAGGAAAAAUACUUCCGAAAAAGGACAUUCCUUUUCGCUUACCGUAAACUGUGAGAAGCUAGUAGUAGGAUCAAUGCUGAUGAAUGAGCUUAAAGCUGUGCUAAAGAAAUAGGAAGAGUAGGGACCGUCCCCAUUCGUUAUCAGAGAUUAAUUAACAAUAUGAUAAAUAUCUAAUGUUUUUACAAUUAUGUAUACCUAAUCUUAUUCGAUGAAUAAAGCACGUUCAACUAUCUGAAUAAAAUUAAGCAAGAUCAAACCGUUUGUAUGUUUAAAAUUGUCGCUGAAUAAUGCCACGGUGUCUAAACCAACGCUGUACCUUGGGUUAUCUCGUUUUGUAUGAUCUUGUAUGGAUA
Molecule: messenger RNA, 3718 nt
Organism: Anopheles nili
Lineage: Eukaryota; Metazoa; Arthropoda; Insecta; Diptera; Culicidae
Gene: rb
Product: AP-3 complex subunit beta-2
Exons: 4
Coding region: 1-3477 (1158 amino acids)
Biological process (GO): vesicle-mediated transport; intracellular protein transport
Cellular component (GO): AP-3 adaptor complex; membrane coat
Source: RefSeq, a predicted model, not a curated record